Molecule: messenger RNA, 8426 nt
Organism: Physeter macrocephalus (sperm whale)
Lineage: Eukaryota; Metazoa; Chordata; Mammalia; Artiodactyla; Physeteridae
Gene: SCN5A
Product: sodium voltage-gated channel alpha subunit 5
Exons: 28
Coding region: 158-6211 (2017 amino acids)
Biological process (GO): regulation of heart rate; regulation of atrial cardiac muscle cell membrane depolarization; neuronal action potential
Cellular component (GO): axon; plasma membrane; voltage-gated sodium channel complex
Molecular function (GO): voltage-gated sodium channel activity involved in cardiac muscle cell action potential
Source: RefSeq, a predicted model, not a curated record
CCGGGGUCGCUGAGCCUGCGCCCAGUGCCCGGAGCCCCGCGCCGAGCCGAGCUCGCGCCGAGCCGCAGCCGCCCAUUCCGGGUCCCCGGCCGGGGGACCAGCAGCUUCCCUGCAGGCAGCGUGAGGACAGCCUGUGCCCCAGAAGCAGGAUGAGAAGAUGGCAGACUUCCUGUUACCUCGGGGCACCAGCAGCUUCCGCAGGUUCACCCGGGAGUCUCUGGCGGCCAUCGAGAAGCGCAUGGUGGAGAAGCAGGCCCGAGGUUCGGCCGCCUCGCAGGAGAGCCGAGACAGGCUGCCCGAGGAGGAGGCUCCCCAGCCCCAGCUGGACCUGCAGGCCUCCAAAAAGCUGCCGGAUCUCUAUGGCAACCCACCCCGAGAGCUCAUUGGGGAGCCCUUGGAGGACCUGGACCCCUUCUAUAGCACCCAAAAGACCUUCAUCGUCCUGAACAAAGGCAAGACCAUCUUCCGGUUCAGUGCCACCAACGCCUUGUAUGUCCUCAGCCCCUUCCACCCCAUCCGGAGAGCGGCCGUGAAGAUCCUCGUUCAUUCGCUCUUCAGCAUGCUCAUCAUGUGUACCAUCCUGACCAACUGCGUGUUCAUGGCCCAGCACGACCCUCCACCCUGGACCAAAUACGUCGAGUACACCUUCACUGCCAUCUACACCUUUGAGUGUCUGGUCAAAAUUCUGGCUCGAGGCUUCUGCCUGCAUGCGUUCACCUUCCUUCGGGACCCGUGGAACUGGCUGGACUUCAGUGUGAUCAUCAUGGCAUACACCACUGAAUUUGUGGACCUGGGCAAUGUCUCAGCUUUACGUACCUUCCGAGUCUUCCGGGCCCUGAAAACUAUAUCAGUCAUUUCAGGCCUGAAGACCAUCGUGGGGGCCCUGAUCCAGUCUGUGAAGAAGCUGGCCGAUGUGAUGGUCCUCACGGUCUUCUGCCUCAGCGUCUUUGCCCUCAUCGGCCUGCAGCUCUUCAUGGGCAACCUGAGGCACAAGUGCGUUCGCAACUUCACGGUGCUCAGCGGCACCAAUGGCUCCGUGGAAGCCGACGGCCUGGUCUGGGAAUCGCUGGACCUCUACCUCAACGACCCAGAAAACUACUUGCUCAAGAAUGGCACCUCUGAUGUGUUAAUGUGUGGGAACAGCUCUGACGCUGGGACAUGUCCCGAGGGCUACAGGUGCCUGAAGGCAGGCGAGAACCCUGACCACGGCUACACCAGCUUCGACUCCUUCGCCUGGGCCUUCCUUGCGCUCUUCCGACUGAUGACGCAGGACUACUGGGAGCGCCUCUACCAGCAGACCCUGAGGUCUGCAGGGAAGAUCUACAUGAUCUUCUUCAUGCUUGUCAUCUUCCUGGGCUCCUUCUACCUGGUGAACUUGAUCCUGGCUGUGGUUGCCAUGGCCUACGAGGAGCAAAACCAAGCCACCAUCGCUGAGACAGAGGAGAAGGAAAAGCGAUUCCAGGAAGCCAUGGAGAUGCUCAAGAAAGAGCAUGAGGCCCUCACCAUCAGGGGUGUGGACACCGUGUCUCGCAGCUCCUUGGAGAUGUCCCCUUUGGCCGCAGUAAUCUCCCACGAGAGAAGGAGCAAGAGGAGAAAACGAAUGUCUUCAGGGUCGGAGGAGUGUGGGGGUGACAGGUUCACCAAGUCCGACUCGGAGGAUGGUCCCCAAGCAGUGAAUCAUCUCAGCAUCACCCAUGGCCUCAGCAGGACCUCCCUGAAGCCACGCUCCAGCCAUGGAAGCAUUUUCACCUUCCGCCGACGGGACAUGGGUUCUGAGACAGAUUUUGCAGAUGAUGAAAACAGCACAGCCGGGGACAGUGAGAGCCACCGCACAUCACUGCUGGUGCCUUGGCCCCUGCGCCGGCCUAGUGCCCAGGGACAACCCAGUCCCGGAACCUCAACUCCAAGCCACAUCCUCAAUGGCAAAAGGAACAGCACUGUGGACUGCAACGGGGUGGUCUCCUUGCUGGGGGCAGGCGACUCUGAGACCACUUCCCCAGGGAGCCGCCUCCUCCGCCCUAAGAUGCUGGAGCGCCCCCUGGACACGACCACACUGUCGGAGGAGCCAGGCAGGCCUCAGAUGCUGACCCCCCAGGGUCCGUGUGUGGAUGGCUUCGAGGAGCCAGGAGAGCGGCAGCGAGCCCUCAGUGCAGUCAGCGUCCUCACCAGCGUUCUGGAAGAGUUGGAGUCUCACCGCAAGUAUCCGCCAUGCUGGAAUCGCUUCGCCCAGCGCUACCUGAUCUGGGAGUGUUGUCCACUGUGGAUGUCCAUCAAGCAGAGAGUGAAGUUCAUGGUCAUGGACCCAUUCGCCGACCUCACCAUCACCAUGUGCAUCGUGAUUAACACACUCUUCAUGGCACUGGAGCAUUACAACAUGACAACUGAAUUUGAGGAGAUGCUGCAGGUCGGAAACCUGGUCUUCACAGGGAUCUUCACAGCAGAGAUGACCUUCAAGAUCAUCGCCCUGGACCCCUACUACUACUUCCAGCAGGGCUGGAACAUCUUCGACAGCAUCAUCGUCAUCCUCAGCCUCAUGGAGCUGGGCCUGUCCCGCAUGGGCAAUUUGUCGGUGCUUCGCUCCUUCCGCCUGCUUCGGGUCUUCAAGCUGGCGAAGUCCUGGCCCACCCUGAACACACUCAUCAAGAUCAUCGGGAACUCAGUGGGGGCACUGGGCAACCUGACGCUGGUGCUGGCCAUCAUCGUGUUCAUCUUUGCUGUGGUGGGCAUGCAGCUCUUUGGCAAGAACUACUCAGAGCUGAGGCACCGCAUCAGCGACUCAGGUCUGCUGCCCCGCUGGCACAUGAUGGACUUCUUCCAUGCCUUCCUCAUCAUCUUCCGCAUCCUCUGUGGCGAGUGGAUCGAGACCAUGUGGGACUGCAUGGAGGUGUCUGGGCAGUCACUGUGCCUGCUGGUCUUCUUGCUUGUUAUGGUCAUUGGCAACCUCGUGGUCCUGAACCUCUUCCUGGCUUUGCUGCUCAGCUCCUUCAGUGCAGACAACCUCACAGCCCCUGACGAGGACGGGGAGAUGAACAACCUCCAGCUGGCCCUGGCCCGUAUCCAGCGGGGCCUGCGCUUCAUCAAGCGGACCACCUGGGACUUCUGCUGUGGGCUUCUGCAGCGGCGGGCUCAGAAGCCUGCGGCCCUCACCACCCAGGGCCAGCUGCCCGGCUGCAUCACCACCUCCAGCCCCCCACCACCCCCAGAGACAGAGAAGGCGCUGCCAGCCCGCAAGGAGACACGGUUUGAGGAAGGCCAACGGCCAGGCCAGGGCACACCCGGGGAUCCGGAGCCCGUGUGUGUGCCCAUCGCCGUGGCCGAGUCAGACACGGAUGACCAAGAGGAGGAUGAGGAGAAUAGCCUAAGCACAGAGGAAGAGUCCAGCAAGCAGGAAUCCCAGCCUGUGUCUGGCAGCCCAGAGGCCCUGCUGGAGCCCAGGCCCUGGAGUCAGGUAUCAGAGACCACCUCCUCUGGGGCCGAGGCCAGUGCAGCUCAGGCAAACUUGCGGCAGCAGCGGAGAACAGAGACCCCAGCCCCAGGGUGCAGUGAGACGCAUGAGAACAGUUAUUCUGAGGGGAGCACAGCAGACAUGACCAACACUGCUGACCUCCUGGAGCAGAUCCCCGACCUCGGAGAGGACAUCAAGGAUCCAGAGGACUGCUUCACUAAAGGCUGUGUCCAGCGCUGUCCCUGCUGCACCGUGGACACCACGCAGGCCUCAGGGAAGGUCUGGUGGAGGCUGCGCAAGACCUGCUACCACAUCGUGGAGCACAGCUGGUUCGAGACGUUCAUCAUCUUCAUGAUCCUACUCAGCAGUGGAGCACUGGCCUUCGAGGACAUCUACCUGGAGGAGCGGAAGACCAUCAAGGUCCUGCUGGAGUAUGCUGACAAGAUGUUCACCUACAUCUUUGUGCUGGAGAUGCUGCUCAAGUGGGUGGCCUAUGGCUUCAAGAAGUACUUCACCAAUGCCUGGUGCUGGCUCGAUUUCCUCAUUGUGGAUGUCUCGCUGAUCAGCCUGGUGGCCAACGCGCUGGGCUUUGCUGAGAUGGGCCCCAUCAAGUCACUGAGGACCUUGCGUGCGCUCCGACCCCUGCGAGCCCUGUCACGAUUUGAGGGCAUGAGGGUUGUGGUCAAUGCCCUGGUGGGUGCCAUCCCUUCCAUCAUGAACGUCCUCCUCGUCUGCCUCAUCUUCUGGCUCAUCUUCAGUAUCAUGGGUGUGAACCUCUUUGCGGGGAAGUUUGGGAGAUGCAUCAACCAGACCGAGGGAGACCUGCCCUUGAACUACACCAUCGUGAACAACAAGAGUGACUGUGUGUCUUUCAACGUGACUGGUGAAUUGUACUGGACCAAGGUGAAAGUCAACUUUGACAACGUUGGGGCCGGGUACCUGGCCCUUCUGCAGGUGGCAACAUUUAAAGGCUGGAUGGACAUCAUGUACGCAGCUGUGGACUCCAGGGGGUAUGAAGAGCAGCCCCAGUGGGAAUACAACCUCUACAUGUACAUCUACUUUGUUAUUUUCAUCAUCUUCGGGUCUUUCUUCACCCUGAACCUUUUCAUCGGUGUCAUCAUUGACAACUUCAACCAACAGAAGAAAAAGUUAGGGGGCCAGGACAUCUUCAUGACAGAGGAGCAGAAGAAGUACUACAACGCCAUGAAAAAGCUGGGCUCCAAGAAGCCCCAGAAGCCCAUCCCACGGCCCCUGAACAAGUACCAGGGCUUCAUAUUCGACAUUGUGACCAAGCAGGCCUUCGAUGUCACCAUCAUGUUUCUCAUCUGCUUGAACAUGGUAACCAUGAUGGUGGAGACAGAUGACCAGAGCCCUGAGAAGGUCAAUAUCUUGGCCAAGAUCAACCUGCUCUUUGUAGCCAUCUUCACAGGCGAAUGUAUCAUCAAGAUGGCUGCCCUGCGCUACUAUUACUUCACCAACAGCUGGAACAUCUUUGACUUCGUGGUUGUCAUCCUCUCCAUCGUGGGCACCGUGCUCUCAGACAUCAUCCAGAAGUACUUCUUCUCUCCAACGCUCUUCCGAGUCAUCCGCCUGGCCCGGAUCGGCCGCAUCCUCAGGCUGAUCCGUGGGGCCAAGGGCAUCCGCACACUGCUCUUUGCACUCAUGAUGUCCCUGCCCGCCCUCUUCAACAUUGGGCUGCUGCUCUUCCUGGUCAUGUUUAUCUACUCCAUCUUCGGCAUGGCCAACUUCGCUUACGUCAAGUGGGAGGCUGGCAUUGAUGACAUGUUCAACUUCCAGACCUUCGCCAACAGCAUGCUGUGCCUCUUCCAGAUCACCACGUCGGCAGGCUGGGACGGGCUCCUCAGCCCCAUCCUCAACACGGGGCCUCCCUACUGCGACCCCAACCUGCCCAACAGCAACGGCUCCCGGGGGAACUGCGGGAGCCCCGCCGUGGGCAUCCUCUUCUUCACCACCUACAUCAUCAUCUCCUUCCUCAUCGUGGUCAACAUGUACAUCGCCAUCAUCCUGGAGAACUUCAGUGUGGCCACGGAGGAGAGCACGGAGCCCCUGAGCGAGGACGACUUCGACAUGUUCUAUGAGAUCUGGGAGAAGUUUGACCCGGAGGCCACCCAGUUCAUUGAGUAUUCGGCCCUGUCCGACUUUGCUGACGCUCUGUCUGAGCCGCUCCGAAUCGCCAAGCCCAACCAGAUAAGCCUCAUCAAUAUGGACCUGCCCAUGGUGAGCGGGGACCGUAUCCACUGCAUGGACAUCCUCUUUGCCUUCACCAAGAGGGUCCUGGGCGAGUCUGGGGAGAUGGACGCCCUGAAGAUCCAAAUGGAGGAGAAGUUCAUGGCGGCCAACCCGUCCAAGAUCUCGUACGAGCCCAUCACCACCACACUCCGGCGCAAGCACGAGGAGGUGUCGGCCUCGAUCAUCCAGCGGGCCUUCCGCAGGCACCUGCUGCAGCGCUCCAUGAAGCACGCCUCCUUCCUCUUCCGCCAGCAGGCGGGCGGCAGCGGCCUCUCUGAAGAGGAUGCCCCCGAGCAGGAGGGCCUCAUUGCCUACAUGAUGAACGAGAACUUCUCCCAGCGCCUUGUCCCGCCCUCCAGCUCCUCCAUCUCCUCCACGUCCUUUCCACCCUCCUACGACAGUGUCACCAGGGCCACCAGCGAUAACCCCCAGGCGCGGGCAUCUGACUACAGCCCCAGUGAGGAUCUUGCAGACAUCCCCCCGUCCCCAGACAGGGACCGUGAAUCUGUCGUGUGAGCGUGCCCCGGUGGGCCAGCACACAGCAUCAUGGCAAACCCGAAUGCAGCCCCAGACCAGCAGCCGUUGGGCCAUCUGUCCUUGCUUUGGGCUUCGGGAGUGAGAGAUGAGCCUUGGCCCCAUGGACCGACAAGGCAGAGUCCUGUGCACCAUGCUGACGGGAUGGAAGCAUUUGGCUAAGCCAGCCGUUCGGGGUGGCCUGUCCCUAGAGGCCCCAAGUGUACCAGUCCUGGCGGAAGGGUCUGGUCAGGCAACACCCCGGGGUCUGACAAGCAACUCCAUCCCAGCUACUGAGACAAAAUACAAAACUGAGACUGUAUGUGUUGUGAACGGGCUUUCAUAAAUUUAUUAUAUUUGAUAUUUUUUUACUUGAGCAAAGAACUAACUUUUUUUCAUGGACGGAUCGGCAGCAAUUCCCACUGCCUCUUCUUAACUCUGAACAAGAGUGUCUAUGGAGCUGCUGGGACUCUGUUGUCAAAGCAAAAGUGAAAUCCAGUGUGGGUCCCACAGGCCUUCACUGCCCAGGGCUUGGGAUAAGGUGCCAAGAGGGCUGAACCCCUUCCCCUUCAUGCGUGUGCACACUCUCAUACACAGAGAGGCCAGACACAGGCCACGUGUGGCCUGGGCUCCCUGAGGUGAGCACCAGGCAGCCUCUUCUGCCCUAGCCUAAGGGAGACAGGCCUUUCCUCCCGGCCCCCAUGGGUGGGAUUCUUGUCAGCCGGGGCUCAUCCUGGCCUUCCAUUGUCCCCAAGCUUCCAUUUUCCCCUUGUAUUUUUAUGCAGGCCACCCUGGGGUCAGUUCUACAGAUACAACAAGCUUCCAGAAGAGAGUGGCCCGGGUCCCAGGGCCGGUCCUCGGCACUGACGUUGCCUUUCUUCCCUGGAGAGCAUGGCCUCUGUUAGAGUAUUAACGUUAAACGAAGGGCCUGAGGGGGGGAGCCCCACUCACUUCCUGCCACCCAGCUUGUCCUUGCUGCCCAGCCUGGCCGGCCCUGCCCCACAGGCGAGGAAGAGAAGGCUGAGCCCGUGGGGUUAGGGCUGAGAAACUCAACAGCCCUCAGAGCGGGGGCCCCCGGCCCAUGUGGAGAAGGGAGUCUGUUGUCAUCACCCAGGCUCUCUCUCCGGACCUUUCUGCCUCUGCCCAGGGGUGAGGGGAUGCCCAUGUGGCCUCCAGCUCCUCUCCAGAUGCAGUGGCAUGGGAGUGUUGAGGGCCUUUUGGGCCCUGUGCAGAGAAGGGGCCUCAGGAGACUCAGGCCCAGUCCCUGUGCCCUGGGAGGAGAAUGGACCCCAGGCCCCCUGGGAAAGGGAGUAGUGUGACCCUGGACCAGCCCCUCCCACUCAGCCCAGGGUCCUGGUGGCACCCGCAUGCAGGACCUCCUGGGGCAGCGGCCAGGCUACCCAUAGGUCUUGUGAGCAGGCCUUUUCAGGGAAAAAUACUUUUUCUAGUCCAAUUACCACCCCCAGGGCCUCUUCAGCUGCUGACAAUCCUACUUAGCAUAUGCAAAUCUUUUAAUGUAGAGAACUGUCACCCUGAGAGUGACAGUGGUGGCUGGUGGAGCCUGUGCAGGCAGGGGCUCGGCUGCCCAAAUCCGCUCUCCAGCAAAGCCGCCCUCCACCCGGCGGCGGCCACCUCUCAGGGCAGCCCGGGAAGCCAGAAGCUGGCUGUCCUAACCUACCUCGCCGAGCCGUCAGGGAGCUGGCCGUGGGGAGCUAAGGGGACACUGCCGGCGAGACAAGUAUUAUGUUUCUUCUUGUCACCUGAGUUCCCUUGGUGGCAGCCCCAGCCUCCACACCCCUCCACCCCAGUGAUUUCUCUUCUCCCAUGUUCCCUUUGAGUCCAGUGUGGGAUGUGGUUUUUAACUGUCCCAGCGACACUUCUCUGAGUGGAAAUCUUAUUUUUGUAGCUCUCUGUGCUGUGCUCUUAAGGCUUGGAGAGGUGUGUGCCCUCCCUGGCACCUGGCACCCAGAGCCUGCUGCAUGGACGGGGAUGAGUCUGGGAGGCCGGCCGGCCUGCAGGCCCAGCUGACCGGAAGGCAACUGGGGUUUUGUGUGUGGGGACAGCCUGGGAGCCUGAGGCAGGUGCCUGGGGCCGGCCGCUGACAGACGACGCUGGCUGCACCAAGUGCCAGCUGUUGUCUGAACUACCCAAGCACUUCUCACCAAACUUCAUGCAUAAAUAAGAUACAUAUUUUUAAAACAAACCAAUAAAUGGCUUA